UAUUUAACAACAUGAAAAGGUAUAACUUUUUAUUGUGCUUAACGGUACUUAUUUCUCUGGGACUGUCCGGAAGCGAUGAGCCGAACCUCUUUCUAGCCCCUCUGAGUGAGAUGUCCUCUGAUGUUGGAGUCUCUCUCUUUGACGUGGAUGAUGUGGAGUCUUCUGAGUGUUCAGCGUGCGUGUGGAGAGAACAGAGUAAAGUCUUGCGACUGGAAACAAUUAAAUCACAAAUACUGAGCAAACUGCGCUUAAAACAAGCACCCAACAUCAGCAGAGAGGUGGUUAAUCAGCUUCUCCCCAAAGCACCCCCGCUGCAGCAGCUGUUGGACCAUCAUGACUUCCAAGGGGACGCAUCUUCCUUAGAGGAUUUCAUAGACGCCGAUGAGUAUCACGCCACCACCGAGUCCGUCAUCACAAUGGCUUCAGAGCCUGAACCUCUGGUGCAGGUGGAUGGGAAACCGACCUGUUGUUUCUUCAAGUUCAGUCCAAAAUUGAUGUUUACCAAGGUCCUGAAGGCCCAGCUGUGGGUUUAUCUGCAGCCAAUAAAACAAACGUCCACUGUUUACCUGCAGAUCCUGCGCCUUAAACCUAUCACAGAGCAGGGAAGCCGACAUAUACGUAUCCGGUCACUCAAGAUUGAGCUUGAUUCUCAAGCAGGUCACUGGCAGAGCAUUGACUUCAAACAUGUGUUGCAGAACUGGUUCAAGCAACCACAUACAAACUGGGGUAUUGAUAUAAAUGCCUAUGAUGAGAGUGGCAAUGACCUGGCUGUCACAUCUUUGGGGCCUGGAGAGGAGGGACUGCAGCCUUUCCUGGAGGUCAAGAUUCUUGAAACAACCAAGCGCUCACGGAGGAAUCUGGGUCUUGACUGUGAUGAGCACUCCACAGAAUCUCGCUGUUGUCGCUACCCACUUACAGUGGACUUUGAAGCUUUUGGCUGGGACUGGAUCAUUGCACCUAAACGUUACAAGGCAAACUAUUGCUCAGGGCAGUGUGAGUACAUGUUUAUGCAAAAGUACCCACAUACCCAUUUGGUGCAGCACGCAAAUCCUAGAGGGUCUGCAGGGCCAUGCUGCACCCCAACAAAGAUGUCACCGAUAAACAUGCUUUACUUCAAUGACAAACAGCAAAUAAUCCAUGGCAAAAUCCCAGGAAUGGUGGUGGACCGUUGUGGCUGUUCAUAGAAUUUUGCAUUUUGGUUGAGCUAAAUGAGCUAAGUAAUGGAGGGGGGAGAGUGUCAGGGCUUAAUUCAAGAAUGCAAGUCUAC
Molecule: messenger RNA, 1267 nt
Organism: Danio aesculapii
Lineage: Eukaryota; Metazoa; Chordata; Actinopteri; Cypriniformes; Danionidae
Gene: gdf11
Product: growth differentiation factor 11
Exons: 3
Coding region: 12-1184 (390 amino acids)
Biological process (GO): SMAD protein signal transduction
Cellular component (GO): extracellular region
Molecular function (GO): growth factor activity; cytokine activity
Source: RefSeq, a predicted model, not a curated record